GCUCAUUGAAGUCCUUUCUGUCCUCUGUCAUGCGUUCUGACAGUACUCACCGCACCUCCAAUAGGGACCAGCAGAACUUAGUUUUCAGGGAAUUGUGCCUUCCCCUGGGCAGGGGUGGGUACCCAUGCUAUCUAGAGGGGCCCCUGGGCCCACCCCGGGAGCUGGUGGCUUUUCUCCCAUGUGCCUUCUGGAAAUCCUGCGGACAUUUGAGCGGGCUCAUCAGGUGACCUAGAGCCAAAGCCCAAAGAUCGCUGCCCUGAUGAAGCAAGACAGCACCAGCCUGGAGAAAAAAGGCCGCCUGUACCUGGUUGGCUGGCAGACCCUGGGCAUCAUGGCCAUCAUGGAUGGAGUGGAGUGUAUCCACACCUUUGGUGCCAACUACCGAGAUGUCCGCAGCUUUCUCAUUGGUGAUCACAGUGAUAUGUUUAACCAGAGGACUGAGCUCCUCAACCAGGGUCCCCAGUUCUCCUUCUCCCAAGAGGACUCCCUGACUUCCAUCUUGCCAUCCCUCAUGGAAAUCGACACUGUGGUCUUCAUUUUCACCCUGGAUG
This is a messenger RNA of Lontra canadensis (Northern American river otter), 551 nucleotides long. Its product is annotated as glucokinase regulatory protein-like. The transcript is spliced from 4 exons. Gene Ontology annotation, cellular component: mitochondrion; cytosol; nucleoplasm. The annotation marks the transcript as partial. Lineage: Eukaryota; Metazoa; Chordata; Mammalia; Carnivora; Mustelidae. The record is from RefSeq and is a predicted model, not a curated record. Gene Ontology annotation, biological process: response to fructose; negative regulation of glucokinase activity; glucose homeostasis. Gene Ontology annotation, molecular function: carbohydrate binding; fructose-6-phosphate binding; enzyme inhibitor activity.